UGAGCUUAUUUGAGUCAUUUCGGACUUUCUGGAUGUGUCAAAACGUGAAGAUAAGGAGCAAUAUGAAAACUUUUCUACAUCUCUCUCUCUCUCUCUCUUUUUUACCCCACUCUUCUCUUUCCCAUUUGAUAACAACAGCACAGGUAUUAAAUUAAAACAAUCAAAUCCGUAGCUCUCUAUCAUUACUGACAUUAUCCACUGUAAGAAGAUGUUGCGUACUUUUUGCCGUGUCUCGCCUGCUUUGAAAGCAGCUCAACGUCAACCAAGCCUUUAUCUUGUUGCGCGACCUGCAUCGACUGUUGGCAAAGGCAAAGUGUUGACCACUGCCACAAUGAACCCACAGAUCCGCAAUGCCGAGUAUGCUGUGCGCGGUGCUUUGCCCAUUCGCGCUGAGGCUUUAAACAAGCAAUUGCAAACGGACAAACAACUUGGCUUUGAUCGCGUUGUCUUUUGCAAUAUCGGCAACCCUCAACAACUUGCACAGAAGCCGAUCACGUAUUUCCGCCAGGUCGCCUCUUUGUGUGACAAUCCGGAUCUGCUGAAGCCGGAGAACCGGGAAACCUUACUGAAACUUUAUCCACAAGACGCCAUCGACCGUGCCGAACUUUUAUUGAAGCAUCUUGGCAGCGUCGGUGCUUACUCUCACUCUCAAGGUCUGCCCCAUAUCCGUGAAAAUGUUGCAAAGUUCCUUGAACGUCGUGAUGGUUUCUCUGCCAACCCGGAACAUAUUUACCUUACUCAGGGCGCAUCAGCUGGUGUUCAGACCGUGUUGCAGAUGCUGACCGAAAAUGAAAAGAGCGGUAUUAUGAUUCCCAUUCCACAAUACCCAUUGUACUCUGCCACCUUGUCUUUAGUGAAUGCCACGCCUGUGCCAUAUUAUUUGAAGGAGGAGCAAAACUGGGGUUUGAGCGUCGAAGAUUUGAAAAAGUCAGUGGACGGCUCGCGUGCCAAGGGUGUGGAUGUCCGUGCUUUGGUUAUCAUCAAUCCAGGCAACCCCACUGGGCAAUGCCUUUCGGAAGAGAACAUGCGUGAAAUUAUCGAUUUCUGUCAAAAGGAAAACGUUGUCUUGCUUGCUGACGAAGUGUACCAAACCAACGUAUACAUGCCCAAGGAACGCCCAUUCCACAGCUUCAAGAAGGUUCUGCGAUCGAUGGGAGACAAGUAUAAUGACGUUGAACUGUUUUCCUUCCAUUCCACCUCCAAGGGUAUGAUUGGCGAGUGCGGUCGUCGUGGUGGCUAUCUGGAGUGCGUCAAUAUCGACGAAAAGGUCUUGGAACAGCUGUACAAGAUCGCAUCCAUCUCUUUGUGUCCCAACGUGCACGGCCAGAUCAUGACGGAUUUGAUGACCAACCCUCCAGUCGAAGGUGACGCCUCUUUUGAAAACUACAACAAGGAAGUGAACGGUAUUUACGAGUCGCUUCGUCGUCGUGCAACCAAGCUAUCUACUUGUUUCAAUGGCUUAGAGAACGUCACCUGCAACGAUGCUGAGGGUGCCAUGUACCUGUUCCCGCGUGUCCGACUCCCCAAGAAGGCCAUUGAUGCUGCUAAGAUUGCAAAUGUUAGUCCUGAUGCUUUCUACGCCCUUCAACUUCUCGAGGCUACUGGCGUGUGUGUGAUUCCUGGCUCUGGAUUUGGUCAAGAACCCUACACCUGGCAUUUCCGAAGCACCUUCCUCCCGGAGGAACAUCUGUUUGACGAUUUCUGUUCCAACAUUGAAAAAUUCCACUCGGGUUUCAUGGAAAAGUAUAGAGAUUAGUUAGUUUCUCUCCUCUCUCUCUCUCCAAGAAAACGUGUGGCGAUUCUACAAUAACUGUACAAUUUUUUGACAUCUCACAUAUAUAGCAUAUUCAUAUCUCUUUUCUGUCCUUUUCUCAUUCUAUUUUUGUACUAAUCCCUACUUGUUCUUUGUAAACUAAAAGCAUUUUCAGAAAGAC
Molecule: messenger RNA, 1934 nt
Organism: Zychaea mexicana
Lineage: Eukaryota; Fungi; Mucoromycota; Mucoromycetes; Mucorales; Lichtheimiaceae
Product: pyridoxal phosphate-dependent transferase
Exons: 6
Coding region: 209-1756 (515 amino acids)
Biological process (GO): biosynthetic process
Molecular function (GO): L-alanine:2-oxoglutarate transaminase activity; pyridoxal phosphate binding
Source: RefSeq, a predicted model, not a curated record